Molecule: messenger RNA, 2521 nt
Organism: Entelurus aequoreus (snake pipefish)
Lineage: Eukaryota; Metazoa; Chordata; Actinopteri; Syngnathiformes; Syngnathidae
Product: erythroferrone
Exons: 8
Coding region: 1643-2347 (234 amino acids)
Molecular function (GO): hormone activity
Source: RefSeq, a predicted model, not a curated record
AAAUAUUUGCCUCUAACAAAGCAACUGCCUUGUGUGUAACUAAGUAGUGAUUUUAUUUAUGUGUAUUUCAUUGUAUCUUCUGACCAGUUACAGCGUGAGGAAGUUCCCAUGGACGAUGGUAGCUCACAUUUUCGUUUUAAUUAUCGUAUAAAAAUGAAUAUUAAUUUCAGUGAACGCCGAACAACGACGACGUCGUGCCCGACUACCAAGCAGCACUUUGUGUAAAGCAAAAUUCGACAGAAAACAUUACGUGGUAGUAUAAUUCAAUUGACCCGACUAUGGUGUUAGGCAGUUUAUUGGCUGUUUUUUUUUUUGAGGACACAGCCAAUUCCGACAGAACACCGGCUGUAGGUGAUGCUAGUGAUGACCACUCUUGGGAAAUUACAAAAGAAAGAAGACAACAAGUAGAUAAGGAGAAAAGAAAAAGAAGAACGAAAAAAAAUAGGAAACGAUUAAGAAAACAAAAAGCAGAAAAAUGGAGAAAAUGAAGACAGGAAUAACUAAGAGGAUAAAAAAAACAAGACAAGGAGACAAUCAGGUGAAGGAAAAUAAAAAGUGGGAGGAAAAGACAACCAGGAGAAGAGGAAAAAGAAGGAUACAGAGAAGAGGAAGGAAAAUAGGAUCAGAACAACAAGGAGAUCGAACAUAACACGAGAAAAGAAAAUGAGAAUAAAAAGAAGACAGGAAUAAGAUGACAAAAAUUAUUUUAAAAAAAAUAAGACAAUAAGACAUGGAAAGAGAACCAGAAGAAGGGAAAAGAGACAACAAGACAAGGAGAAAAAACAAGACAAAAGAGAUGAUGAAGACGAGAAAGAGAAGAACAGAAAGAAUGAGAAGAAUGAAGAAGACAAAAAUGUUAAAAAUAAGACGAGAAGAGAGAAAAAGUAGCAGAACAGGGACAAAAGGUGCCUUAGCUUAAAAUGUUCAUCCAAAGUUCAUCAUAAUACUAACUUGCUUACCUGUCAAUAUUGUAAUAUGUAAACAUGAUUUUUGUGCCACGUAAUGAUGUAAUAAUGUUAUAGGCCAAUAUGUGAUACAGUAUAUGUACUGGUGUAAACUUGUAAUAUGUAAUAUUGUACUGUAACUUUGCACUAUAAUAUAUAAUGAUGCACACUUAUAUGUAAACAUGUAAUAUGUUAUAUUGGACUAUGUAAUGAUGUAAUAUUGUAAUUUGUAAUGAUGUAAUAUAGUAUAUACUGAUGCAAACAUGUAAUAUGUUGUACUGUAACUUUGCACGAUAAUACAUAAUGAUGCAAUAUUGUAAUAUGUAAACAUGUAAUAUGUUGUACAAUGAUGUAAUAUUUGUUAAGUCUAAGCACAAGAUGACGACAUGUCAGUGAUGUAACAAAAUGUGUGCGUCGUAGUCUAUCGUCCUUACAUCAUCCGGGCACACUGCAGGCCACGCCCUCCUUAUCUCCCUUUUUGUGGAAACUGGAGACCACGUGACCCUCGACCACAAUAGACACGCCCCUUUGUGUCAGUUUUAAUGACGACAUGACAGGCCAGCAAAUUGGAUGAGGCAUAUGAGGAAGGUCUGUGCUUGAUGGACAUGCAUAAAUAGACUCCAAAGAGAGGAGACAAGACUUUAACAGAUGAGAAGUUAAGGGGAUGAACAGCUAACAUUCAUUGCUAACUUUCGAGCAUGUUGCUCCUUCUGCGAAUGAUGAUGAUGAUGAUGAUGAGCGGGAGUCAGGAGAUUGUGGUCCAGCCUGAGGAGGUCCAAGACGUGUCUCCUGCCAGUUCCUGGUUGAUGUUCCUCAACAACGCCAACAAGGAAGCUUCUAAAAGAACACCAAAGGGCCCUCCAGGCCCACAAGGAUCCCUCCUACCUGAACAGCAGCAGGUCAAACUGGCAGAUGUGACGUCAAAAACCUGCGUACAGUGCGAGCGCCCUCCCCGAGUCCCAGCCUCCUUCCUGGGCCGCCUCCCGCGGGCCGUCAAUGUUCCUCGCCGCAGUCUGCAGGAGCUCUCCGGCUUCCGUCAGGCCAGCCUCUACCAGAGAGGUCAAAGCUUCAACGCCAGCGAUGGGCGGUUCACGGCACCGCUGCACGCCUUCUAUCAGCUGAGUGCCAACCUCCUGCUACAGUCAGGUGACCGUGUCCCCAUGCGACCUCGAGAUAACGUGAGAGCUGCCAUCUGCCUCAAUUCCCUCUGUCAGAGUAACCUGUCCAUAGAGUCUGUGAUGGGCGUGGCCAACGUAAGAGGAGCAUUCAGGAUCUUCCUCACAGGAACCUUCUUCUUACAGCAGGCUGGUGAGUACGUGUCCAUCUUCGUGGACAACAACACAGGCUCGGCCGUCCGUGUCCUGCCAGACUCUUUCUUCUCUGGAAUACUGCUGGGAGCUUGACUUCCUGUUACCACUUGGACUUACACAAACUUUAUUGUUUCACAAGGAAAAUAGUUCCACACAGUAGCUCAGUUACAAAGGAUGGAAAGGAUAAUGCAGGUAUAAAGUAGACUAAAAAUGUACCAUAGUAGCAAUAUAAAAUAUAACAUUUACAUACACUUGUAAAGAACAUAG